CGUCGCCGCCCGCCGCACGGGGAGCUGCAGUACUUGGGGCAGAUCGAGCACAUCCUCCGCUGCGGCUUUCGGAAGGAUGACCGCCCGGGCACCGGCACCCUGUCGGUGUUCGGCAUGCAGGCACGCUACAGCCUGAGAGAUGAAUUUCCUCUGCUGACAACCAAACGUGUUUUCUGCAAGGGUGUUUCGGAGGAGUUGCUGUGGUUUAUCAAGGGAUCCACAAACGCUAAGGAGCUGUCUUCCAAGGGAGUGAAAAUCUGGGAUGCCAAUGGGUCCCGAGACUUCUUGGACAGCCUGGGAUUCUCCACCAGAGCAGAAGGGGAUUUAGGCCCAGUUUAUGGCUUUCAGUGGAGGGAUUUUGGGGCCGAAUACAAAGAUAUGGAUUCAGAUUAUUCAGAUCAAGGAGUAGAUCAACUGCAAAAAGUGAUUGACACAAUCAAAACCAACCCUGACGACAGAAGAAUCAUCCUGUGUGCUUAGAAUCCAAAAGAUCUCCCUCUCAUGGCCCUACCCCCGUGCCACGCCCUUUGCCAGUUCUACGUGGUGAACUGUGAGCUGUCCUGCCAGCUGUACCAGAGGUCAGGAGACAUGGGCCUGGGUGUGCCCUUCAACAUCGCCAGCUACGCCCUCUACAUGAUCGCACACAUCACGGGCCUGAAGCCAGGUGACUUUGUACACACUUUGGGAGAUGCACACAUUUACCUGAAUCACAUUGAGCCGCUGAAAAUUCAGCUUCAGCGAGAACCAAGGCCUUUCCCCAAGCUCAGAAUCCUUCGAAAAGUUGAGAAAAUUGAUGACUUCAAGGCUGAAGACUUUCAGAUUGAAGGCUACAAUCCUCAUCCGACUAUUAAAAUGGAAAUGGCUGUUUAGAGUGCUUUUGAAGGAGUUGUUU
Molecule: messenger RNA, 892 nt
Organism: Balaenoptera ricei (Rice's whale)
Lineage: Eukaryota; Metazoa; Chordata; Mammalia; Artiodactyla; Balaenopteridae
Product: thymidylate synthase-like
Biological process (GO): dTMP biosynthetic process
Cellular component (GO): mitochondrion; cytosol
Molecular function (GO): thymidylate synthase activity
Source: RefSeq, a predicted model, not a curated record